AUGAGCUUUAGACUAUUAACUGCUCUUAAGCUAGACGACUGGAAUGGAUACUUAAAAGGCACGCUUGGCAAUCUCCUCCGUGCGCUCCGUAAAGAGCUGGUUGAGGCUGCCGGCCUGUUAUCCGUUACGCGGAUUGUGGAGUUAGUAUAUUACUUUAGCUCUAUGAUGGAGCGCUUCCUUAGCUUUUACUCCCCCGAGUCGACGCGCUUUGCUCCUAAGUUUCCUCGUUACCUGUUCUUUGACGUAGCCGCCGAUGGGGCUCUCUAUAUCAUUAUUGCAACUAUAUAUCGAUACUGUCUAGAAAGGGGCAAUACCACUGUCUCGCUAAUAGGGUUAACAUAUGAGGACUUUAAGGAGCUUUAUCUGAGAGUCUAUGAUCUCCUAUUAGAACGUGGAGUAUUGGAUGUCCCCAAAAUCCAUCUAUCAGAAGAUCUAAAUGGCCUAAAGAAGGAUCUGACAGAAUCUAUUAUUGCAUUGCGCGGAGAAGUUAUCUAUAUUCCUGAAGAUUCUACCUGCUCCAUUCGCCUUCAACCCAAGAAUGUCUUCUGUCCAUCCAUCCCGUCUGAGUUCCUGACUUACAAGAGAAAAAUUUUAUCAUCACAACUAUCGAAUGAGCCAAUCUCCUCUACCAGCCUAGCGUUUGUGGUUGAUAAGGGAGAUUCUCCGGUCAUUGACUUACUCUCUAUCCCGACAACUAACAACUUCUUCUUACGGAUGGUGGAGCCUCCUGAGGGCAACAAAAAGCAGGGCGACACGCUUGUACAUGUGCGGUGUACACCCCAUGAUUAUGAUUUUAUAAUGCGCUCUCGGGAUCUCCAAGCAAUCCGGAGCAAGCAGAUUGGCGCGUCAGCGGCUGCCUCUCUGAUUAUUGAUGAGUACCCACCGAGUGCUUUUCUUCGACCAAAAAUCACGAUGGAGCAGCAGACGGUCGGACUUUAUAUCAGUGAUGAGCGCAAGGGACCUAUACUUGUACCUCCCCAGUAUGUAACAGACUCCAUCUUCUUUAAUGAGUGGAUGGACCCGUAUGACUAUGUUAAUAGCGUCCAGGAAGCAAAGAUAAGCAUGACUCAACUUGGCUUGGCAGCAGACCAAUUGGGAAUCACGGAACGCUCGGCAUCAAAGCGUGCUCAGCGCUUAACAACAACUAAGCCAGUCUCUACAGUCCCUGCAGACCCGAGCCUGUCUAUGAAUGCCCCACCUUUUCAGCAUCAAUCCUCUGGACUCCAAGUUGAACGGUCAGGUCCACAAAACACGGUUACCCUUGCACAGAAUAUUGAAGCGUUGCUGCAAAAGAUUAAUCAGAUUGCCCUUACUCCUUCUGGAGCCACUCCUUCCAUGCAGCAAAUGCAGCGACAAAGUGCUGGACACGUGACACUUUCUGCCGGGGUGCAUCAGCAACAACCUCACCAGACACCUGGCCAGUCAUAUCUAGUGGCUGCUGCCAAUCAGUCUAAGCAUCCCGUCCCCACCAUAGGCAGAGGACCAACCUUACAUCACGCACAGUAUAGAGGCAGUCACCUGACGGUGCACGGCCAACCUACGAUUCUGCGGGGUUUUGAAAUGGUCAUAGGGAGUGUUGUUGUUCAUGGAAACACGAUCGUUCUGAUACCGAAUGCCUCAAAGGUAGAGUACUCCACGCAGCGAUAUAGUAGCCCGGACGCACUUAGAGAGUUUGGGCUUCUGCUGGCAGGAAUACCUGUCUGCGAAAACCCCACACCACUCUUUUCAGACAUGCUAAAGUCACGGAUGGUGGGGAGGCCUAGACGCGAGGAUUUUAAUGUCCAGACGUUGAUGUUGACGGCCAAAAUGCGGAGAUUCUUGGAAUAUGGAGACUCUGGCUCGAGUCUGCUGAACAUAUAUGUAAAAUAUAAUCAGAAUAAGCGAAGUACAGUGACGAUAAAUAUUCAGGAGUUGUGUGCAAGCAUGCGAGGACAUCCUAUCCCCAUUAUAUGGCACAGAAGAGUUGAUCCUCUAUUCUCUACGAACAUCAGCCUGCUAUACCAUAGUAUGAAGCUCACAAAUUCCUAUAGUACUCAUUUGAACGAGACCCUCAAACUUUUGAAAAGUAGGAAUAGUAACCAAAUGUCUACGCACACUCAGUCUUUCCACAACUUCGACUUUCUUUUAGAUAACCAGCCAGCUGCAAGCGCGCGCCCUAAGCAGAGCGCAUCCAACGUGCAAGCGAACACUAAGUCGCGUGUGGAUGAGCAGGAUAACUUGACACGAAUCCCCCUGAAUACCGUCAUGGACACAAUUCAUAAUACUUUGUUAUUCGACCCUCACCACUCUCCGAUAGCACAGCACGCUUGCCUUUACUUUGACCCUCAGCACAAUGAGCCAAAAGGCAAUCGCAACUCUAUUUCGCCAAGGGAGCAGGCACACUUUGCACAGAUCCCUGGCUUUGAUUGGCAGUCCUACAUAACUACACGGAACAUCAUCAUUGCCGCUUGGAGGUGUAGACCGCACAUCUACCUGACUCUUGAUGCAUGCAAGUCCGUGAUUCAGCAAGAUUACACCUACAUUUGGUGCAUACACGAGUAUCUGGAAAGAAGGCGUAUCAUUAACGAGCCGUCCAUGGUUGUCAUGUCGACUGUUCCACCGCUGGGGAGAACCUUCGAAGAUCCCCUUCAACUUCUCAUAGGAAGGGAGUCCAUCUUUCGCAAUUAUAACAAAUUUGUGCACCUCUAUUGCGGGGAAUGCAAGAACUACACUCAAACAGAGCACUACAAUCUCAGUGUGUCCAGGCACUAUCCUCACGGUCGAUUUGUUUGUGAGCCGUGCUUUAAGAAAAUAUUGGCAGUCAGAGGCGAGAAGACGGCUGUCAACUACUGUAAAAUCGACACCUCAAAGGAGAGUGAGCGGGCACGAAAGGAAAAAGACGGCUCAUCCAUUUUGAGUAAGUGGACAACCAUAGAGCAAUUCGUGCUUCUCAAUACUGUCAGGCGCGUCGUAGCAGAAAAUAGGGGGUUCUUCGGCGUGUUUGAUUACGUUUCUAAGCAACUUAACCGCCCUCCAGAAAUUUGUUUACAAGCAUAUCUCGCAAUAACUGCUAAGCUAUACGAACCCAACGAAACUAUGAGCUCUGCGGAGGUAUUGGAUGUGUACAUUAAGCAGUUGGAAAAAGAAAUAUUGAAAUCCAAGGAGUUCGGGGGAGUUGUGGAGCACCUCAAGGCCACAUUUAGUAUUUCUACUGCUGAGGCAUUAUACAUAGCAAUCAUGGCCAGAGCUAAAAUUUUGGCGCAGGUGGAGAAGAGCAAAGCUCUUAGUGAGCUGCACAGUGCGCUUUGGCAGUAG
This is a messenger RNA of Giardia duodenalis, 3294 nucleotides long. Its product is annotated as SWIRM domain-containing protein. The coding region runs from base 1 to 3294 and encodes 1097 amino acids. Gene Ontology annotation, molecular function: protein binding. Lineage: Eukaryota; Fornicata; Diplomonadida; Hexamitidae. The transcript has a single exon. The record is from RefSeq and is a predicted model, not a curated record.